Molecule: messenger RNA, 1541 nt
Organism: Microcebus murinus (gray mouse lemur)
Lineage: Eukaryota; Metazoa; Chordata; Mammalia; Primates; Cheirogaleidae
Source: RefSeq, a predicted model, not a curated record
GCUGCACAAGAACAAACUAUUGAAUCUCCAGCUGUGGCCCGGGAGCUAGGGCCAGGAUGGCCGACCAGAGGCGGGUGUUCCGGCCCUGGGUGCUGGAGCCGAUGCCCCUGGGCAUGAACUGCAAGCCUUGGUACCUCGACAAACUACCUUCCAAGUGUUUCGCAAAGCACAAGAACAGGCUUCUGAAGUUCCCCACCUCCCUGAAUGGCCGGCGGUGGAUAUUUGUGAAAGAAGGGCUGGACGACUUCAGGAAAGGCUGUCCACCUUGUGAUGGUCUAAUCACUCGUGGCCCUAAGGAGGCCUUUCUCCCCCUAAUUUCUCACAGAGUUCCUCAACCUGCCACAAGAACGAGUCAGAGAAAGCUGUCUAAGGAUGCAGGCCUGUUUUCCAGGCUCUCGCGAGCCCAGCAAGCAAGGAAGGCAUUCGUAGAGGACGUAGAAGCCAGCCUGACUCAGCAUCCCUUGGCCCUCUACCCGAAUCUGGAAGAAUAUCUACCUGCAGAUCUCUUACUAAAGGUGCUGGAAGUGCUGGAUCCUGAGAGGAAGCUGGAGGAUACAUGGGCUUAUUGUGAGGGCAAAAGGAAAAGAACCAGGGAACCCAUGAAGCCUUGUAAACAUUAUUCUAGGAAAGCCUUCCUGGGACCUCCCAGGACUCCCGCGACCCAUCCAGAAGAUUUGCUUCAGGAAGAGACGCCAACCACAGCAGAUGUUUUCGGUGAUCCUCCUCAUGAUGGUAGAAAGCUACCGAGAAGAAUCCAUAACUUCUGCAAAUGGGUUGCUACUUUUGGAAUCUUGGGCAUUGAUGAAGAGUUCAUCCUGAAACUGUUUGACUUUGGCAGUGAGUGCAAACCAACCUAUGAAGACCUACACAUGAAGAAGGUUAACGAGGUUCCUUCAGAGCUAAAGUACAGCGAUAAGCUAACGGAAUCGGAGGAGGUAAAAUUCUCCAUAGAGGAACUAGACAUCGAGAGGAAACUCCAGAAACCACCGAAUCCUUAUAAACCCAACUGGGUGAAGAUGAGGUAUGGCGCAUGGUACCUGAAGCCUAAGUUGUGGAAAAAGUUAAUAAAUGAUGAACCUUUGAUUGACCCCAAGGUCUUACUUGAAGCUGAAGCAAGAGCUCGUGAACCGGACAUUAUUGACGACCUUUAUGGAACAAUUGCCUUUAAGGAUUUUAUUCUAAGCAAGGGCUACAGGAUGCCAGACAUCCUUGAGAAGUUGUUUCUCAGGAAGGGAUGGAAAUAUGAUUCUGUUAAGACUCCUAUGGAAAGAGUAAUGAAAACUCACGCAAUUGUAGAUGAUCCAUGUGAAGAUUGUUAGAUAGUUUUCUAUGCACUACUUAAUUGGCUAUUUCUUUCUUUCAUUUUAAACAAUCAGAGUGUAUGGUGAGUAUCCCAUCAUGAAUGUAUAACUUGGGCAACAUCUGUAAAUUCAACACCUAAUGCUUAUAAACAUUUCUCAGUGAACUUCUGCUUCAGAUUCAUCAGUAUUUUAUGUAUAUCAACUAUGAUAAAAAUAUUUAUAUAUACUCUUCACAUUUUU